Messenger RNA from Phytophthora nicotianae INRA-310, 1773 nucleotides. RefSeq lists its product as hypothetical. Bases 133 to 1392 code for a protein of 419 amino acids. The record is from RefSeq and is a predicted model, not a curated record. The transcript has a single exon. NCBI's taxonomy places the organism in Eukaryota, Oomycota, Peronosporomycetes, Peronosporales, Peronosporaceae.
GUAUAUUGUUGAGGCCAGUUGGUGACUAUGCCGUGGACGGUGGAGCGUGUGAAUCACGCAAUGGUAUAGUGUCAGAAAGCAGUUUGUCAUAACCAAAGCGAUCAAUCGGCGCGAAAGCGACCAAUCCGCUCGAUGGUCAUGCAGCCACUCACCGCAAUUCCGACAGAAGCCACACUUUACGAGGAGGCUGCGGGUUUGUUUGACACUUACUCGCCGUUCGAUUCGAUUCAAGCUCCCAAAACCAGUAACUUAUCAAAUGCCGAACCGCUCACAUUCGUCGCAACGGCCCGCGCAGUCAUUGGUGAGAAGGACACCAACACCAGCCAGUCUGACGCUGAUGCAAUCAAGCUUCUACAAGAGAAAAAGAUGCGCCAACGUCAGCAACAGCGACAGCGACGCAAGGAUAUACGUGAUAGUCUGCAACGAGAAGAACAGGAGUUAACCUUACAGUUGCAAACACUGAAGCAAGCAAUCGUGAGCAAUGCUGGGACCGAUCGCGCUAGUGUCCAGCUUGCCAACUACUACUGGAGAGAAAGUGCGGCUAAGCAGCAGGAAGAGCGACUCGCAGCGGAGGCUGAGCAGAAGCGUCUCACAGCUGCAACGAAAGUUCAAGCUACGUACAUCGACAGGAUGAUAAAGCUGUUGCAGAGGAAGACAGCCAAGGAACAAUGGGUAUCUGGAAUUCGAGAUUGCAAGCGCUUCCAGAUAGAAAUGUCAGAUGAUGCGGUGUUUACGACGCUUCUCAAGGAGGUUGACGACAACUACAAGUGCGUUAAUGAACUGUUACGCGGGUGUCGUGUUGAUAGUUUGCCUUUAGGAAACACGAACUCUGUUCACCGAAAUCAGGCGAACGGCGAGAUAGAGUAUCUCCUCCACGUUCAUAAAGGGAUGCAGCCGUUUAACUACGAGUGCACAUGCAACUCUGCUUGGGUGGCAGCUGGUCAUCUGCAUCGACAGCUAGAUCGCGAAGUUUAUCAAGGUGCGUUGGGCAUGGAGAAUACGAUCGCUGUCAAAUUUCGCCUUGAGCGAACAUUGACGACGGGUGUGAAGGUAUCAAUGAAGCAGUGGCUCGUUAAUCGACGGUAUUUCGAGGAAGGCCGAGUGAUCAAUACCUGGAAAAUCUACUCAGAAGGCGAAGGGAUUUUACGCGGAAUGCAUUCGGACGAGACAGGCUGGAUUGUAUUGCGGCCAACGUUGGACGGAUUCGGAACGUGGACGGAUGCGAUCGUCCGACAAGCUCCUGUGCUCUUCGGCACCAUCGUCACUAGUGACUGGAUUGACGAUGAGCUUCGACAAAUGCUGCAGGAUAAAGUUGUCGAGGACGGCAGGGCACUCAUCGGUACCGUCGAAAAUUUACUGCUCGAAGACACACUCGCCAUUCUGAGCGACUAGGAUGCUGCAUACUCCUGAUAUAUAUUCUGACCGCGGCUGGAACUGGAGAAACCGUGUCAGAAUGGGCAGCUUUGUGUAUUAUUUGUUCUGCAGCACUACCAAACACAUCAUUUCAAAUGCUGAACUAGUUUAUACAGCGCAUGUCUACGUUCUCCCUGCUGUAUCAGGUAGAGUUCGUACUCGGAAGUACUGCUACUUCGGCUCAAGCAAAACCGUGCCUUGCGGUGGUAGUUCUACGAUCGCACGAACCUUUACAGUAACCUGGAGCUGCAGACCUUAGCUUUUAUACUUUUUGUGGGUUGUUUGAUAACUUCGCGUUCGUUCAAUAGAAACACAGCAAUAUCUGGGUGGAUCCGUCGUUUAACGUUAUUUAUUGCGCAG